Microthlaspi erraticum is the source of this 870-nucleotide messenger RNA. Lineage: Eukaryota; Viridiplantae; Streptophyta; Magnoliopsida; Brassicales; Brassicaceae. The record is from the annotation of a GenBank genome assembly.
AUGUUCUUGAAUUCUCCACUCCUCUUAACCACAAAGCACCAACUUACCGAGAUGAAGACCCGAGAAGAACUAGGCGAAUUCGCUCAAAUCUUUAAUGCUUUGAUGACUCUGAUGAGGAGAUUCAUUUUCAGAGUUCUAAACGUCGGUCCAGUCCCUAAUCACAUCUCAUUCAUCAUGGAUGGAAACCGCAGAUUCGCCAAGAAACACAAUCUCGAAGGCAGAGACGCAGGUCACAGAGCCGGUUUCGUUUCGGUGACAUAUCUUCUUCAGUACUGCAAAGAGAUUGGUGUACCGUACGUCACACUCUACGCGUUUGGUGCCGACAAUUUCAGGAGAGGACCUGAAGAAGUCAAGUGUUUGAUGGAUCUGAUGCUGGAGAAAGUUGAGCUCACGAUUGAUCAAGCUAACUCCGGGACUCUAAAUGGCGUGAGAGUGAUCUUCGCCGGCGAUCUGAAUUCUUUAAAUGAGCGUUUUCGAGUUGCGGCGCAGAAACUGAUGGAAAUUACGGAGAAGAAUAGAGGUUUAAUGGUUGUGGUUUGUGUUGCGUACAGCACAAGUCAAGAGAUUGUUCACGCUGUACGAGAAUCUUGUGUGAAAAAGUGCGAUGAUGGAGAUGGUCCUGUAUUUUUGGAGGUGAACGACAUUGAAGAGUGUAUGUAUACAUCGAUCGCCGUUCCAGAUCCGGAUCUUGUGAUAAGAACCGGAGGAAUAGACCGGCUGAGUAACUUCAUGGCGUGGCAGACUUCAAGGUCACUCCUUCAUACCACGGCGGCUCUUUGGCCGGAGUUACGGCUCUGGGAUUUGGUUUGGGCCAUUCUUAAAUUCCAGAGGAUGCAAGAUUACUUUCAGAAGAAGAAAAAGUUCGACUAA